This is a messenger RNA of Perca fluviatilis (European perch), 946 nucleotides long. It is a transcript of the gene tmem81, whose product is annotated as transmembrane protein 81. Bases 129 to 929 code for a protein of 266 amino acids. The record is from RefSeq and is a predicted model, not a curated record. The transcript has 6 exons. Lineage: Eukaryota; Metazoa; Chordata; Actinopteri; Perciformes; Percidae.
UCUUCGGUUUGUGUUUGACUUCAGCUUCACACGGCGGGUGAGCCCACUUUGACUUUCCCAGCAGCUCCAACGGGACAUUUAAACACAGAGGCAGCAAAUGUUGUGCAGAUUUACCAUCAAACAUCAAAAUGCAACGAGUAGCUGUCAGGCAUCACCUUGUCCUCCUCUUCUUCCUCCAUCUCCUGAGCACAGCUGAACUGGAGGCGGUGGAUAAAGUGCUGGUGGAGGUGAUCGUUGACAGCUCCCCCUGUAGUGCCACCUGUGGGCUGGGCGUUAAAACUCAAACCCUGUGUUUCUUAAAAGAUUCCGAGACAGCCAUGGAAGAAGGCGUGAGAAAGGAAGAUGGAGCAGAGGUGUUGAAGGCGUGUCGUGUCCGUAAGGUGAAGUGUCUGGAGUCGUGGCAGUGUGGACUCAGCACCAUGACUGUGACUUCAGGACAGAGAGUGGACAUUGAUUGUCUGGGAGAAGUCAUGGAAGCGAUGGGAAGGUUUUCCUGGAGAGUAUCGUGGCGAUACGCCCGAGGAGUAAUCAGCUCCGACGACUCUCUGUUUGAUCGCUGGCAUGCUCCUUUGCUGGACCGAGUGAUUCUGGACCCCAUCGCGGAGGAGGACGCAGGCACCUAUUGCUGUGUUGUGCAGGAUGCCACCUUCCACAUUGUGAAGACAGUUUACUGGGGGAUCCGGGUUUUGCCCGUCGGCAUUCUAAAUCUGGACUAUGAAAGCUCUCUGGUCCAGUGGGACUCCACUGGAAACCAGCAGAACCAGACCAUGUCAGACCAGCAAGACUACAGGACGGCUCUUCUUUACACAGUGCUGAUCAGUUUGAGCCUGGCAGGCGUCGGGGCUGGACUGAUUCUUCUGGGGCUCUACUGGACACACUGUAGGACAUAUCAAGUUGGUUUAACUUGGAAAACACACCUGCUGCCUUGAAGAUGCAAGUUAGCUCU